AAGCAGAUGAUGGAAAAGCCGGCAGCUAUAUCUGUAGCUAUAUAUAUACCUCAGCUAUAUCCGCCUACUCAUAUGACAUACCUUUCAGCCAAGGGGCCGCACCAUAAUGAAGAAGAUAACUUGUCGUUGCAAACUCUAUCGGCUCGUUCGUCAACGCCUUGUGGACAACUCUUAAAUAAUACCUUGGUUAGCUGUGAUUUGGAGAAAUCUGUUGAACAUGUGAGCCCUGUCAAGGAGAACCUCGCAGAAAAUACGCAACAACCUUUCAAGGAAACUCGAUAUAAUUCGAAAGGCAAAACACAUACGCUGACCACUUACAAAUCAGUUCCAUCUUUGCCACCGCCUGUCGCGUUGGCGAGCACAUCGUCCACAGAUAAUAAUGGAAAGCAUUUGGAGAAAAUCAAAUCCUUGAUGAACGCUUCGUUAUUACAAUACUCUCGCGGUAGUCUAUUGCUUAUAGGCAAAUACAUAACUACUGCCAAAGUUAAACGGGGUAAUCAUUCGCUUAUAAUUAUCGACUGUUGCGUGAUUGAAUUAGAAGCACGCCUGCAACGUCUUAAGAUAUGGAGAAGUUCCGAUUACAUGACAGACUUUAGAAACAGCGGGGGAAACGGCUGCGCAAGUAUUAUUGAUAUGAAUAAUAACAACGGAAAAUCGGGUUGGAAUGACAUGAUGCCAGCGUUCUUUAAACGCAAGGUUAUGGAUGAGUCGAUAAUUAGAAGUCAACCUCCACAGCCAUUUGAGUUUAAGGAUCCUGUUAUUAUAAGCAACCAACGUCGCAUUGGUAGCGGACGUCUACAACCUAAUAAGUGGUCUGAUAUUUAUAUGGCAUCUCAACAUUAUAAUAACCACAAUUCAGCUGAGAUACGAAAUAGCGAUUUGGUAUCAACGGAUGGAAAUGAGAGCGAAGAGAAAUCGUCUUUUAAGGAUAGACAUGAUAUUGUCACCAAAAACUAUGUGAAACCAGUAGUGUCCGGACUUUCAUUUGUAUCUAGCUUGAAAGAUCGAGAAGCAGAACAAAGACAUGAGCAACAAUCUAAGAAUCAGGCUGAAGAACCCGAAUGGUUCAGUUGUGGCCCAACGUCACGUUUGGAUACAAUUGAACUGUGCGGCUUCGAUGAUGACCACGAUCGAGAAAGUUUAUUGUCGGAAAAGAAUAAUGAUAAACAAGAAGGUUCUGCUGAAGGUGAUGAUGUCAAUAACGACGACUUUAAAGAAAAUCGCACUCAAAAAGCUAAUUUGGUAAAGAACUUCUUAUACUUCCCUAAAUUGCAAAAAAUUAUAUCCGUAUAAUCAAAC
Glossina fuscipes is the source of this 1299-nucleotide messenger RNA. RefSeq names its product protein cup-like. The record is from RefSeq and is a predicted model, not a curated record. Gene Ontology annotation, cellular component: nucleus; cytoplasm. Gene Ontology annotation, biological process: negative regulation of translation. The coding region runs from base 7 to 1293 and encodes 428 amino acids. NCBI's taxonomy places the organism in Eukaryota, Metazoa, Arthropoda, Insecta, Diptera, Glossinidae. Gene Ontology annotation, molecular function: mRNA binding. The transcript is spliced from 3 exons.